GCUGAUCCUUUCUGCCUCCUUUCAAGCUGGUUAUACUGGAGAAAGUUGAGGGGCAGGCUACAGAAAUUUGUCCCAUUCUUCCUAGAGCCCUCAGGUUUCACCCCCCUAUCAUUUCUGCAGUUAAAUUGUCGCCAUGGUGUAAGCUUGUUAGUCAUUCCCUUUAGUAGUUUUUUUUAUUGGUUAAAAUUACUUUCAGUCCUUUUUUUUUUCUACUCUGACGUCCUGACAUUUUACAUCCAAGAAAGUCGACCCUUCACUUCGUACACAGUCAGAUUUCCAGAUAUGAAGGGGAUUUUGUUCUUCCUCUUAACUAGUCUCUUGGUGCUAGUCCAUUCGCACAUCAUUCUGGAAGAAAAGAAAUAUGGGUCCAACAGUGGAAGUGUAAUCAGGUUUUCAGAGCUGCUCCCGCCUAUCUCUAUUGUGGAUUUGACCAAGACAUCAAGAAGAGUAAGCAGAGUGGAUGCUGAAAAAAAUAAAUUGGCAAAGAGGAAAGUUCCCCCAAAAAAGAAGCCAAGACCCCCUCCUCCACCGAAUUGCGUUCCUCUUCUUUCAAGCUGCAAAGCUCCAGCCGCCCCAUGCUGUUACCACUGUGCGAUCUGCCACUGUCAACUCUUUCAGACAGUCUGCUAUUAUAAGAUGGGCUACCCCAACUGCUAGAAGGAAACACCUUUAGGGUAGAGCAGCAGUACUGUAGCAGUUAAGUCACAGAAGCUACAAAAGCCAGAUUAUUCUGGAACUAAAGACUAUACUUGGUAUAAUAAAGUAUAUGAUAUAUAUAUAUAUAUAUAUAUAUAUAUAUAUAUAUAUAUAUAUAUAUAUAUAUAUAUAUAUAUAUAUAUAUAUGAAGCACCAUCCGCCAUCUUUAAUUGACCUCUUUCCUAGUGGUGCCUUGAAAUCCAUAUAUGAAUGAUUUUCCAGUGAACGGCUAAG
Molecule: messenger RNA, 930 nt
Organism: Xenopus laevis (African clawed frog)
Lineage: Eukaryota; Metazoa; Chordata; Amphibia; Anura; Pipidae
Gene: asip.S
Product: agouti-signaling protein-like
Exons: 4
Coding region: 283-657 (124 amino acids)
Source: RefSeq, a predicted model, not a curated record